AGCCUGAAAGGGGCGCCCCACGGCCUUACAGAGCCAGAGAGGAGGUCCCAGGCCCCUAUAGACCUGGUGGGGGUUGUCCCAGGACCCUAUAGACCAGGGUGGGGGGUCCCGAGCCCUAUAGGGUCUGGUGGGCCGCACAGAGCCGUGUGGAGGCGGGGCUGGGCCCCGUGGAUCUGGGGAGAUCCUAUAGAGUAGCAUUGUAGGGGGGUUAAGGAAGGGAGCUCCUAUAAGGAGCUGCACUCCCUACAGAAAGAGAGGAGAGAUUUCCAUAGGGGAAAGGGGGCCGUGAGAGGUUGGGUCUCUGCAGAAAGGAGCCGAAAACAUCCUGUGAAAUUUCACAUAUGGAAAUCUUAUAGGGAAGAGGGAGGCAGGGAUCUAUAGGGUUUGUGAGGCCAGCUGUGGAAGAGGAGCCCCCCCCCGCGUGGGGGGGGGAAGCUGCCCCGUGGGGCUGAUGUCCUGGGGUGGUGGUAGGGGGGGAGAAGGAAGGCACCUAUAGCGGGAGUAGGGGGUGCCUAUAGCAAGGCCCUGCUAUGGCCUCCGUGCCUGUGUACUGCCUGUGCCGGCUGCCCUAUGACGUGACCCGCUUCAUGAUCGAGUGCGAUGUCUGCCAGGACUGGUUCCAUGGCAGCUGCGUGGGGGUGGAGGAGGAUGCAGCGGCCGAGAUUGACCUCUAUCACUGCCCCAAGUGCCAGGAGCUGCAUGGCCCCUCCAUCACCCUGACGUGGCCCCUGCUCCGCAGUGAAGCGGCGCCGUGGCCCCACCAAGCAGCCAGAUGCAGAGCCCAUCCGCACCAUCCGUACCGGGAGCGCGCAGUUCGUGCGGGAGCUGCGGGGCCGGACCUUCCCCAGGGCCCGGCCCAGUGCUGCAACCCCCCCAGUGCCGAUGAGGUGCUCCUGAAGCCCAGCGGAGCCCAGCUGACAGUGGAGUACCUGGAGGAGAACAGCUUCAGCGUUCCCAUCCUGGUGCUGCGCAAGGAGGGGCUGGGCAUGACCCUGCCACCCCCCACAUUCACCGCCCGUGACAUCGAGCACUACGUGGGCCCAGACAAGGAGAUCGAUGUCAUCGACGUGGCACGCCAGGCUGAUUGCCGCAUGCGUCUGGGCGACUUUGUCACCUACUUCUGCGGGACCCGCCGCGAUCGCGUCCUCAACGUCAUCAGCCUUGAGUUCUCCGACACCCGGCUGUCCAACCUGGUGGAGACGCCGCGCAUUGUGCGCAAGCUCUCGUGGGUGGAGAAUUUGUGGCCAGGUGAGUCGGUGUUCGAGCGGCCCAGCGUGCAGAAGUACUGCCUCAUGGGUGCCCGCGACAGCUACACCGACUUCCACAUCGACUUCGGCGGCACCUCUGUGUGGUACCACGUGCUGCGGGGUGAGAAGGUUUUCUACUUGGUUCGGCCUACCCCAGCCAACCUGGCCCUCUUUGAGACCUGGAGCAGCUCCAGCAAUCAGGGCGAGAUGUUCUUCGGCGACCAGGUGGACCGGUGCUACCGCUGCCCCCUGCGCCAGGGCCAGACCCUCUUCAUCCCUACCGGCUGGAUCCACGCGGUGCUGACGCCUGUCGACUGCUUGGCCUUUGGAGGCAACUUCCUGCACAGCCUCAACAUCGACAUGCAGCUCAAGGCCUAUGAGAUCGAGAAGCGGCUCAGCACUGCCGACCUCUUCAAAUUCCCCAACUUUGAGACCAUUUGCUGGUAUGUGGGCAAGCACCUGCUGGACACAUUUCGAGGGCUGCGCGAGAAUCGCCGGCACCCUGUGGCCUACUUGGUGCACGGGGCCAAGGCACUGACCACCGCUUUCCGUUCCUGGACCCGCAAGGAGGUACUGGCUGAGCAUGAGCACGAGAUCCCUGAGACUGUGCGGCCUGGGCAGCUCAUCAAAGACUUGGCAAAGGAGAUCCGGCUGGUGGAGGACAUCUUCCAGCAGAGCAUGGGCAAGUCGGGGCCCCCCUUUGGGCUGCCCCGGCCCCACCCCGAGCCCCUUGGCAAGAAGGGGGGUGCCCGCAAGGCCCCCCCUGGGGCCGGGCCCCGCCGCCUGCAGCCCGAGGUGCUGGAGCCGGAGGGACGCCGGGGCCCCGCACGCAGCCCGGAGCUGCCGGAGGACGAGGAGGAGGACGACGAGGAGGACGAAGAGGACGAGGAGGAGGAGGAGCCGGAGGCACCCAGCUCCAGCCCGGAGGAGACGGAUGGUGACUCGGAGGCGGCCGAGGGGGAGUUGCCCCUUGGCGUGGCCAACGGCCGUGGUGCCCGGCCUCAGCGGAGCCACCUCGGGGGGCGAUGGCAGCCUCAGGCCCCUCCGUCGCCCUCCUGCUCCCCACCAAGCCCCGCUGGUGCCCACAGCCUCGACCUCGACUCUGAGGAGGACCUGCAGAUUGACGAGACACCGCCACGCCGUGGCUCCCGCCGCCUGCCCCGGCUCCCCCGGAAGCUGCCCCGGGCCAAGCCGUGCUCGGACCCCAACCGCGUACGGGAGCCAGGGGAGGUUGACUUCGACAUUGAGGAGGACUACACGACGGAGGAAGAGGAGGGAGGGGCCGGCAGUGCUGCUGGUAUCCUUGACCUGCUCAAGGCCAGUCGGCAAGUUGGGGGGUCUGAAUACCCCCAGCUCAGCGAGGCGCCAGCCUCCCCCAGCACACGAGAAGCCAUCCAGGGCAUGCUGCGUAUGGCCAACCUGCCAGCAGGGACCCCCCCGGUGGUGGCAGGGGCCCCAGGCUGGUGGGCGACCGGGCAAGCGGCCGAGCGGGGCGUCCCUGGCGCCUCUGGGGCCCCGCGCCGCCUGCUCCCAGCCCCCCGCAGCACCGACAGCGAGGAUGAGGCCAGCCCUGACGAGCAUGACAGCCUGGGCGCCUGCUUCAAGGACGCUGAGUACAUUUACCCCUCACUGGAGUCGGACGAGGACGACCCAGCUCUGAAGUCACUGCCGAAGAAGAAGAAGGUCACAGACGACGCACCCUGGAGCCCUAAAGCCCGCGUGACCCCGACGCUACCUCGGCAGAGCCGCCCUGUUCGGGAGGGCACCCGUGUGGCCUCGGUGGAAACGGGGCUGGCCGCUGCUGCCGCCAAACUGGCCCAGCAGGAGCACCGCAAGCUGCAGCGACGGAAGGGUCCAGUGAAGCGCCGCCCACCUUCGCCACCCUCAACAGAGCCAGAGCCCGAGGCGGAGCCCGAGCCCCAGGCAGAACCCGAGGCUGUGGCAGCGGUAUCUCUGGAGACGGCAGAGCUGGAGGCCGCCGCCGGCGGGGGGGAGGCGGAGGGGCACACGGAGCCGCCUCCCUACCCACCCAGCCUGGCUGACCACGAGUACACCGCGCGGCCAGGGCUGCCGGGCCGGGCGCCCGCCCCUAUGGCACCUGGCGUCUUCCUCUCAGGGCCACGCCGGGGUGUACCGCCGCCUGGCGAGUGGGGAGCCCGGACAGGGGGCCGAGGUGGCCCCGAGGCGCCACGCGGCCCCCCCGGGCCGGUGGCGGGGCCGGGCCGGCGCCCGCGAAAGGGCCUGGCCACGGCUAAGCAGCGUCUUGGCCGCAUCCUCAAGAUCCACCGCAAUGGGAAGCUGCUGCUCUGAGAGGGGCCCGGGCCGGGCCCGCCGCGGGGCCCCUGCGCCGGCAGGUGCUGCCGCGGGCUCCGCCGCAAGGGGAAGCCCGGGGGGCGGGGCCCUGCCCGGCCACGCCCACCGCGCUGACCUCCCCCCUCUCCCUGCCCAACACAGCCUGGUGACGAGGCGGGACUGCUUUUCAUUGGACGCUGAUGGAGCAGAGGGCGGUGCUUCCCCCUUGCCCCCCUGCAGGAUUGGCUGAGGAAAGGGUGGGGCUUCCUCUGAUGAGUCGCGGUUGGAUUUCUUUUUUUUUUUAACCCCCUACCCUGCGUCUUCAGGUUGAGUUUGGGGCGGGGCGAGGUCCUUCCUCAUUGGCUGCUGCCCCACUCGGGCUGGGCUCCACCCACUUUUGUAGGAGCCGAGUGAGGCCACGCCCCCCCACUUUUAUAUUGUUAGAAUAAAAAAAGGAGAAAAAUCGA
This is a messenger RNA of Rhea pennata, 4006 nucleotides long. It is a transcript of the gene PHF8, whose product is annotated as PHD finger protein 8. The coding region runs from base 531 to 3557 and encodes 1008 amino acids. Gene Ontology annotation, biological process: regulation of transcription by RNA polymerase II; protein demethylation. The transcript has 20 exons. Gene Ontology annotation, molecular function: histone demethylase activity; transcription coregulator activity. NCBI's taxonomy places the organism in Eukaryota, Metazoa, Chordata, Aves, Rheiformes, Rheidae. The record is from RefSeq and is a predicted model, not a curated record.